CCACACUUGACGCCGCUGCCGGCAGAGCAGGACCAGGACCAGGACGGGACCGGAGUCUGACCCAGAGCAGCGGCGAUGAAGGGCGGCGGCAGCAGCAGGAGUGGCGGAGCGGUCGUGGUGGAGCAUCUGACGUUUACCGCCAACGCCGGCGACUCCGACCCUCGCUCCAGGGCGGUGUUAUUCGCAGGACAGCUGCCUAAUCUGCACAAACUUGCCUGGAGCCAAGUGAAAGGGAAACUGGAGCCCCGGGUGACCCAGGAGGUCUGGAAGACUGCAUUAAGAAUCUUGAAUCCAAAUCCAGUAGACACUUGCUCUCUUUGGCUCAAGCAUGCCUUUGUGGCAGCUCUCCCAGCCAAAGUCAGCCGCCACAACAGUCCGUCUUCAGCUCAAUUUCUCACACGACUGAUUUGCAAUUCUUUGACUGGAAAAACUGACCAAUGCAUUGUGUUAGUCUGUGAAUAUGCAGAUGUCUUUGCCUUAGCAUGUGCACUAGCAAGGGCGUUUCCUUUGUUCACUCGACGCACUGGAUUGGACAAACGUGAAGACAAGCUCACGGUUACUGUACAGUUUAUUCUGGUGGGAGAAAAUACUGAGCCACUCUGUGAAUCGACACUUGCAUGCCUGUCAAAUGUUGCUGAAGGCAUCCGAUUAGCAGCUCGGAUUGUGGAUAUGCCAUGCUGUGAGAUGAAUACAGAUGACUUCCUUGUGGAAAUCAACCUUGUUGGAUCUGAACUGGGCAUUAUUCCCACCAUUAUCCGUGGGGAGGAACUUAAUCACAAAGGAUUUGGAGGCAUCUAUGGAGUUGGAAAGGCUGCAAUGAAUCCUCCUGCUCUUGCAAUACUUAGUCAUACACCAGAAGAUGCUACGCAAACUAUAGCCUGGGUCGGCAAGGGUAUUGUUUAUGAUACUGGUGGUCUCAGCAUCAAAUCAAAGACUCACAUGCCAGGGAUGAAGAGGGAUUGUGGAGGUGCUGCCGCUGUCCUUGGAGCCUUCCGAGCAGCAGUGAAACAAGGUUUUAAAGAAAACUUGCACGCAUUAUUCUGCCUGGCUGAGAAUGCAGUAGGGGCCAAAGCCACAAGACCCGAUGACAUUCACCGAUUAUAUUCUGGAAAGACUGUUGAGAUCAAUAAUACAGAUGCAGAGGGUCGUCUGGUUUUGGCUGAUGGAGUGUGCUAUGCUUGUAAAGAUCUCAAAGCAGAUAUCAUCUUAGACAUUGCUACUUUAACUGGAGCUCAGGGUAUUGUUGCUGGAAAGUACCACGCUGGAUUGCUCACCAAUAAUGAAGAAUGGGAACGAGCCUGUGUCAAAGCCGGACAGAACAGUGGAGAUCUUCUUUACCCAAUGGUUUAUUGUCCAGAACUCCAUUUCAGUGAAUUUACUUCAGCUGUGGCAGACAUGAAAAAUUUUGUGUCUGAUCGGGCCAAUGCUGCAAGUUCCUGUGCAGGCUUGUUCAUUCAAGCACAUAUUGGCUUUGAUUGGCCAGGAGUAUGGGUGCACAUUGACAUGGCUUCUACAGUUCACUCUGGAGCUCGGGCUACAGGCUAUGGGGUAGCACUACUAUUAGCAUUGUUUGGUCGUGCAACCGAUAAUGCAUUGUUGAAAAACAUUUCACCAGUUGGUGUUAACUUUGCCACAGAAGCUGAUGACGCGAUGGAAAAUUGCUUGAAAAAGAGAAGACAUGAAUUUUGCUUGAAAUUGUGUUCAUUAUCUGUUGUACAUAACUGAGAAUGUUCCAUUACUGAGACUGUAGAAGGCACCUGUGUUGAAUUGAGGGGUAUGCGGUAAAUAGUUUCACAGCUCCAAACUUAAUAUGGGCAAUUUGUCAGACGGAAACAUUUAGAGUAAUUAGGUUGCAAUCGACAUUUACAUUUUAAAUGGCCAUGUACAAAUCUUGACUUUAUUUCUGUACCUUAAAACGUACUUAAUUGGAGAAAGAUAUUAAUACUUAUUGCACAAUGUAUAUAUAAUUAUUUUACCACGCCUUUGAAUAAUAUUCGUUCUUUUAAAUAAGGUUGCUAUACACUGACAAAGUCCUUGAUCAUCUUCCUGGUGCUUGGUUUAUAGAUUAGAUGUAUAGCAGUGGUUUUUGGAAUUUGACGCGAUAAGUGAUUUUCGAUGAGUCCACCAUCAAUAAUCUUCGCUGAUCUUAUCUUUUGCGCGUCGUCAUUUUGCCUGCUCUUUUGUGUGAAGCUGCCAGAGCUAAUUUUCAAUUCUCUGCCUCUUCUAAAGGUGGAUAUUUUUUUUAUAACUUGGCAAUCUUUGUCCCAUGGAACAAAUGAAUGGGAUAAUAAACUCAAAGAAUGUAACUUCA
This is a messenger RNA of Amblyraja radiata (thorny skate), 2311 nucleotides long. RefSeq names its product probable aminopeptidase NPEPL1. Lineage: Eukaryota; Metazoa; Chordata; Chondrichthyes; Rajiformes; Rajidae. Bases 76 to 1725 code for a protein of 549 amino acids. The transcript has 12 exons. Gene Ontology annotation, molecular function: manganese ion binding; metalloaminopeptidase activity. Gene Ontology annotation, biological process: proteolysis. Gene Ontology annotation, cellular component: cytoplasm. The record is from RefSeq and is a predicted model, not a curated record.